Molecule: messenger RNA, 3791 nt
Organism: Zingiber officinale
Lineage: Eukaryota; Viridiplantae; Streptophyta; Magnoliopsida; Zingiberales; Zingiberaceae
Product: BEL1-like homeodomain protein 8
Exons: 4
Coding region: 1598-3535 (645 amino acids)
Biological process (GO): regulation of transcription by RNA polymerase II
Molecular function (GO): DNA-binding transcription factor activity, RNA polymerase II-specific; RNA polymerase II cis-regulatory region sequence-specific DNA binding
Source: RefSeq, a predicted model, not a curated record
AUUGGGCGGUCAAGCCGAUUCCUUCCUUUCUUCCUUCCCUCUAUUCCGCUCACUGUCCUCCCCCUCCUCCCGCCUCGCAUUCCCAGGCUUCCUUCUUAAUCAUUACACUCAAUUCAAUGCCCUCCCCUUCUCUUACUCGGUUAAUCUCCCAUGGCUGAUCUCAUUAACGCCUCGCGUCGGAUUAAGGUCACCUCGUCCAUAUUCCUUACGCUGUCGCCCUCACGGUCAAUUCACUCUGCUUCCGAACAGCGAGUUAAACUCUGCGCUCGUCGUCAAUGCCGAGGCAGCAGACAGCAUUCAAGUCCCGCUACCACUGCCACUGCUACUAAAUAAUCCGUCCCCUAGCUGAUCAAGUAAUCCUGCUGCAGUGGAGUGAGCAGACCGGCUGGAGUUUAGGCAAGCAAACGAUAGUGAAUCUGAGAAGCAGCGUGACUCAUGUUUGCAUUUGUAGUCAGUCGUAGAUGAGGGAGGGAGGGAGGAGUGCGUCCGUCCGUACGUGUAAGCACAGUCCAGGGCGAUAGAUAGCUCAUCGGGAAUCGAAAAAAAAUGAGAGUGGAAGAAGACGUAGACUCGACUGGGAAGCAAAAGAUCUCUGCAGCAGUCGGUGGAGUCGCCCCCGUUUCCCGUAACCCGGGACCCACCUCACACGACGUCAUCCUUCGCCGAAUUAGUGGCCCCGGGAGUCGACGACCCGUUGCUUGGUUCCACCCACGUCAUUGAAGGUUCUCGGGUGCAAUGCGGGGGGAGAGAGAGGAGGAUGGCGGUUUCGUGUGGGGGUGGGGACGGUUGCACAGGCGCCUUAUUUAACGGAGCGGUCACGGACGGCAUCACCGGAGACUCGAUCUCGGCCGUCCAUCGGCAACGUUACGGCUCCAGAUGCCUGCGUCUUGCCUCAGCUUUUCUUCUCUCUCUCUGCCAUCGAGAAAGAGAAAGCAGUGUUAUUCCCUGCCGUUUUGUUCUCUACUGCGUGUUUUUUACCCCUUUCGUGGCAUUCUGCGGCUGCCGUCGCUAACCACGAAGCGCUUUUGCUAAUGAAAUGAUGAGCGGAAGAGGAAAGAAAGAUCAACGUCUCCUUUGCGCGCGCAUACAAACAGUGCGGUCGCAUGGGGAAGGGAUCGAGGGAAGGAGAGUGUUGUCGUGAACGGCGUGUAGCAAGUCACAUAUAAAAGCUCUCCCCACCUCACCUCACCUACAUUCGAAUUCACAACCACAACCUGCCCUGCCAAUGCUGCUACUGCUGCGCGUCCAGUUGCAGGACUGCUUCCGCCCUACCUCUUGUGGAAUUGGAAUCCUCAAAGCUACCAUCGCAAUCCCUUGCUUUGGUGGUUUCCUUUCUCUCUCACUCACUCUCUUUACCGUCUUCGCCAUCUUGUGAUCUCGCUUUGUACUUGCUCUUUGAUUCGGAGCAGAAGAUACAGGUGGAUUGGAUUGGAUGUAUAGAUAGCCUCACAAAUUAUUGGACUCUAAAAGACUCAGCAUCGCCCUUUCUCUUCUCGGGCCCUCCUCUCUCUCACUCUCUCUCUCUCCCACCUAAAUUAAUCCACCACCAAUCCAUGUCUCUUGACCCACCACCACCACCAACUGCGGCGCGAUCGGCAUGAGCGGCUUCCGGCCAGACGCCCACGUCGCUCAACAGAGCCGCCGUGACAAGCUCCGCGUCCAAUCCGAUCACUUCCAACCCCCCGCGCGCGACGCUGGCCUUGGUCUCGACUCGAUCAUGUUUCCUUCCACGGCCUCGGCCCCCGCCGCCGAAUUCUCCCCUUCCGGCGGUCAAGUUCCUCUAGGAGUCCCCUCGGCUGCCAUGAUCCUGGGCGACACCGCCCUCCAGCCGCCGCAGUUCACGUGCGACUGGGCGGCGCCGUACUCUCAUCUCUACUACCAUCAGUUCAAACCCAGCGGUUUUAUGACCGGGAUCCACGACACAGUUGCCACAGACAUGCCGUCCGGGAUCGCGCAGGCCCCACCUAGCUCGUGGUCGACGGUCGACGUAUGCGGUGGUAGCGGCGAGUUGCAUUUCUUGGCAGGCUACGCCGGGGACACACAGGGAGGCGCUGCUCCCUUGAUGGGCGCAAGGACACACGUGCCCGUGGGCUGGACUGGCGUUGACGGAGCAAUCGGCGUUGGAGGAACCGAUGCGGGAGGAGCAUCACGAGGCUUGUCAUUAACCCUAGCAUCGAUCACUGCGGCAAGACCUUCCUCCGCGUACCCAAAAAACCCAGUCUGCGAUAGAGCAUUCGGUGGCAACAGUGGAUCACUGCAAGACGUGGUGGGCCGCGGAGCCGGCCCUCUGGGGCCUUUCACUGGCUACGCGAUCGUCUUGAAGAACUCCCGGUUCCUGAGGCCCGCGCAACUGCUGCUCGACGAAUUCUGCGGCGCAGUGACCGGGUCCAAGUUCUCAAAACGGUGCUACAGCUCCUUGGAUCCGGCGUUUGAGAAGGAGAGCGAAUCGAUCGGUUGUGCUAGUGCAUCAUCGACGUCGGCAUUGUAUGGCUCGGCGCCAGAGGAUACUCGCGUUGAGCAAAAAAAUGCCAGGAGUACUUCCACUGCUUCCUCCAAGAUUCACAGUCCGGAGUUCCAACAAAAGAAGACAAAGCUGCUCCAAAUGCAAGAAGAGGUAUGUCGAAGAUACAAACAGUACCAUCAGCAAAUGCAAAUGGUGGUUUCCUCGUUUGAGUCUGUUGCUGGCCUCAGUUCUGCAACACCAUUUUCUUCUCUGGCCCUCAAGGCCAUCUCAAAACAUUUCAGGAGUCUAAAGAAUGCCAUAUCUGAUCAGAUAAGGCAUGUAAGCAAAGCUCUCGGUGAGGAAUUCAUCUCAUUGCCUAGUUCUAUGGCAACUGCACGGCUGAAGUACCUUGAUCAAAGUCUCCAGAAACAAAAGAUGGGCGAAAACAGUACUCUAGGUUUCAUGGACAAUAAUCAACCUGUUUGGAGGCCACAGAGGGGGCUACCAGAGCGCGCGGUGUCUGUUCUAAGGGCAUGGUUAUUUGAGCACUUCCUUCACCCAUAUCCAACUGAUACAGAUAAGCACAUGCUAGCGACUCAGACUGGCUUGUCGAGGAAUCAGGUUUCUAACUGGUUCAUAAAUGCCCGAGUGAGAUUAUGGAAACCUAUGAUAGAAGAGAUUCAUAUGCUCGAGACCAAGGGAAUGGGUGGCAUGGAUCUCAAUUCAACCAACCCAAGAGGUGCAAAGUCCAUGACAGACGAUGGAACAUGUUCCGCCAGCAAUUCGAAGCUCCAGCCACAACAUAUUGGAGGACCAAUCAGCUGCACUUCCAUGGAUCCUGUCUUCAACAAUGAGAGCUGCCGGAAUCUGGAACCGUGGCAAGGCGAUAAGAGAUCGAGGGUCGAGUGUGAGAUGCUGGCCGGCAUGGAUGAUGGCCUGAUGAGCUUUGCGACCUAUCAGCGUGCAAUGGACAUUGGCGGCAUUGAAGCAGUGUCGUUGACCUUGGGAUUGAAGCACGAGGGCGGGCAGCAAAAUCCACAGCAGCAAAUGAGGCCCUUUGGAACCCAAAUGUUUCAUGAUUUUGUGGGCUGAUGCUGGUUUCAGAUAGCCGUCGAAGCCUUGAUAGCAGCAACUCUUCCUUAUUUAAUGGCAGAGCUUUGGAAUGAAAAAUUCGGUCAGCUGGCCCAAUGACCUGAUUGAUUUGUCGAGUUGAGUCGCUCACUGACGGUUGCAUGCAUGUUGGAUGUUCGGUUGGUUGUAUUCUACAAGUAAUGUGUAGGUUUAAAUGUUUAUGUAACUGCUAUGCAGCACCUUUCCUAUAAUUGUCUUCUAGGUUUAUUCAUGGGCU